Molecule: messenger RNA, 2840 nt
Organism: Myxocyprinus asiaticus (Chinese sucker)
Lineage: Eukaryota; Metazoa; Chordata; Actinopteri; Cypriniformes; Catostomidae
Gene: lrrc41
Product: leucine rich repeat containing 41
Exons: 9
Coding region: 941-2500 (519 amino acids)
Source: RefSeq, a predicted model, not a curated record
ACAAAAUGUGGAAAAAGUGAAGCGCUGUGAAUACUUUCCAGAUGCACUGUACAUACAAUCUCUGAGAGACUGGCUUCAAAGUUAUCCAUUUUAACGACAGUUAACUCCUCAGCUGGAAUGCGCGAUUGUAAAUAAAAAAGUCAUGUCCAAACCCCACCCACAAUUAGUUUUUACCAAUCAUCAAUGCUCUUCGACCAGCCGAGUUCUCCUAGGUCAAGAAUUUCAAAGAUGUGCGUGAACAGGGAAAUAUCACCAAAUGAACACAUUGGCAGAACAAAAACGUCACUGCAUUUCAUCAUCAUUUGUAGGCGAACUAAGUGAAGCCUGUUUGCCCAGUGAGUGUAAAUUAGCCUUUACAGGUCGUCGCCCAGAGAUUCUUUUAUUUACUGAGAUAAUGUCCAUCCUCUUCAUUGUACCGCCCAUAGAAUGUCUGUGUGGGACUGCCACGUUAUGCUGUUUUAUGCUAGCUUGUAGGCUCCCCCUACUAGAAGGGUUCUGCAGGUCGCCUGACAGUCAACUUAAAAACGCGCAUGCGCAUCAGCUUAACAAACCUGAAAAAUAGUGUGUUUUUUUUUUUUAGCAUGAUCUGCGCUAAAGAAACACACAUUAGAAUAUAAUAUAAUACCAUAGUUGUCAGAUGUAACUUUUGAUGAAUAUGUUCUUUGAUCAUAAUCUUGACCAACCGUUUUGGAGAUUUCAGUCUUUUCCCAUUCAAGUUGAUAGGAGCUGCACUUUUAUGCUGCUUGUUUACAUAGAAAAUAGCUUCUUGGGAGUGCCAAAGAUGGCUGCCGUGUGGACUGACUUGACUUGAAUCUCCACCUCUGCUAUUUGGGCAUCAAUAUGGAGAGAUUUGGAUCAGACAUGGCGCUGCAGAUCAAAGUUUGCGUUUCCUGAUCAAGACUGGAAACAGAGGUGUUUGGAGAGACUCUUUCACAUUGUCAUGUUUACGCACAUCAGACGAGGCAGAUCGUACCUCUCCAACCUCAGCGAUUCGUCCAUUCUCUCCUUGACCGCAAAGCACGUGAGAGUCCUCUCUCUCCACGGGUCAACCAGAAACAUCUGCCGACUUGCAUCAGGAGAACUGCGGCCCAUCCUGACCACACUUGAAAAGGGGGUGACUUCCAUCAAAUUGCUGGAUGCUAAUUCUCUACUCAAACAUGGACGGAGAUAUGUCUUGUUUAUUCUCCACCGACUGAUGGACCACGGGUCCGUGAGAGAAGUUGUUUUGAGGAGAAGUCCAGAUCCGUCCAUUCUGAGCUGGAUCACGUCCAGGUGCAGGGUCCCUCAGCGUUCCGCGACACAACAGACAUCCCACGCUGAGGCCCCUUGUUCAGUAGGACAGGGCUUUGACAUUAGGUGUGGUACAGUGCAGGAGGAACCCGCAGCUAAACGUUGUCGUCAAAGUCUAGCGUCGGAAAUGGAGGAGCACCCAGAGUUUUUAUGUAGCACGUUUUCGUCCUCAAACAGCUCUGCUGGCCGCUGUCCUGAAGGUCGCAUCUACUCACUGGAUUUUGAAGUGUCUAAAUGUGAAGUCCUCGCCACAGUCUCACAUAUUCUGCCUUCGUGGUUGUGCCUUAACAAACUACAUCUUCACAGUGACUGGCUCAUUAGAGAGAAGGAGAUGUCAGUGUUGGUGGAGUCUCUUAGACGGUUGUUUGUAAACCCCGGCUGCUCGCUCAAGGAUCUCAGUAUAAGUCAUGUAUGCGGUCACACACCCCUUAUCAGUGUGCUGAGCGUGUGUCCGACCCUUCAGAACUUCUCACUGGAGAUCUGCCCCCCUCUGGACAGAAGCGCAUGGAGGCAGCAGUCGCAUUUCACUGCAAACACAGUGCUCUGCCUGGAAAAGCUUACAGUCAAAUCCACUGAAGUUCCAAUGACAGUGGAGAGUUUUCUGAUGGUGCUGAAAUGGGCUCCAAAACUCAGUAGUCUUCAUAUCACUGGAAUUCAUCAUGCGCGCCCACUGCUUCACACAUUAGCAGAAUCUAAUCCAGUGCUCAAAGUAUUAAAGCUAGAGGACGUAAACCUGGCCGAGUGUCACCAUGAGAUUCUUCAUCUUCUGGAAAAUUCUGUGUUAGAAGAGUUGUCCUUUAAAGACUGUAGACUGCUGGAUAAAUGUACAGUGAAGAAGGAAUUCCUGGUGCCAUUUGUAAAGGCGCUAAAAGGGGUCUCUUCUCUCCAGAGCCUGACACUUGCGCAGAACCGACUAACAACAAGUGCCAUAGAGAUCGCUGAUCUUUUCUCUGGAAGUUGCCCCAGCAAAAUAGCUAAAUUAGACCUUAGCUCAAAUUUCAUUCUGCCUGCUGAACUUCUGGAGUUCGGACAGCUGUUGGAAGCAUACAGGCCAGUUCAGCGACUGAUGCUGGAUCUGCGGUUUAAUCCACUGGAUCGGGACCCAGAGGUCAAAGGUCAAGCUCUGCGAAAGCUCCUCCCUUACUGUAAUAUAUUAACAGAUGACUGGGACUCCAGAACUACUAUGGCCGAUCACAUCAGUGUUAUGUGACCAUGUCAAAAAUGUUGCCGACCCCUGCUUUUAAGGAAUAGGUUACCCAAAAAUGACAAUUCUGUCAUUAUUUACUCACCUUAAUGUUGCUCCAAUCCCAUAUGACUGCCUUUCUUUCUUUUGUGGAACAUAAAAGGUGAGUUUUUAAAAAGUCUUCACCGGGUUAUACAUUUGCCAAAUAAUGAAAGCGAAUAGGAUCUAUAAAUAAAAAAAACUCUCAUUGGUUCUCAUGAAAAAACAUCAUUAAAGGGAUCGUUCACCCCAAAAUGAAAAUUGUCCCUCAUGCCAUACCAGAUGUGCGUGACUUUAUUCUGCUGAACACAAAUGAAGAUUUUUAAAA